Molecule: messenger RNA, 282 nt
Organism: Iphiclides podalirius (scarce swallowtail)
Lineage: Eukaryota; Metazoa; Arthropoda; Insecta; Lepidoptera; Papilionidae
Source: the annotation of a GenBank genome assembly
AUGUAUUCAGUCAAGAAGUGGGAGGCCACAGCAGCUAGAGCUAGCCGCCAGCGCUUCGGAAAGCUCGGCACCUCGAGGUCUAGCGCGAGAGGUGAAAGCAGCCACGAGCGCUCGACUCCCCCAGGUCUGGGGGCGCCACCACCCGCUCCGGCGGCGCGCGUACGAUCGCCGCGGGAUAAAUGCGCGCUACUAUUUCGGUGGGGGCGGGGCCGCGCCGAGGGGCCGAGCGGCGCGGCUCAGUCGCGCGCCGGCCGCCGCAGCGUGAGCACGUUAGCACGCGCG